AUGAUAUUUGCGCUCCUUUUCAUUAUUAGUUCAAUCUUAGCCAUUAUUUACUUAAAUGGUUUAUACAAUGAAAGGUACUGGAAAAAACGUGGAGUUACCUUCUAUAAUAGGAACAAGACAUUUGGCAUAGUUUGGGAUUAUCUAACCAAAAAUAGAUCCUUGUUCGAAUAUCUUAACGAUAUAUACAAGCAAUAUCCUAAUGAACCAGCAGUGGGAAUCGGUUCAUUUCUCACACCAGCGCUAUAUGUACGAGAUCCUGUAAAUAUUCAAUAUGUGUUAUCCAAAAAUUUCAAUGCCUUUAAUCAUAGAGGUGUAGAAAUCAACGAAGGUGAUCUGCUGGCAGACAACAUCCUAUUCCAACAUGGUGAAAAAUGGAAAUUAGUGAGACAAAGUAUGACACCUCUAUUUACUUCAGCAAAGCUCAAAAGUAUGUAUUAUAUUAUUGAUAAAAGUGUACAAGAUUUUAUCCGAUAUUUAAAAGAUGAUGCCAAAUUGGCAAAAGGUAAUACUUUUACAAAUUUAUCCACGUUUUGCAGUGCAGCAAUGUGUGCAUCUGUAUUUGGAGUGACUUCUAAGUCGAUAUUCGAUUCUCCCUUUCUAAAUUUAGCUCAAAAUGCACUUCGAGCAGGAUUUAAACGGAAUAUAAAAUUUGCUAUUGCAAAUAUAAGUAAAUCAUUAUUCAAAUUAUUGAAUAUAAAGUUUUUUAAAGAACAUGAAGAUUUCUUUAUUGGAGCUAUCAAAAAAGUUAUCCACCAACGUAAAUCUGACAAUGUUAAAAAACACGACUUUGCUGAUAUUUGCGUCGCUCUGCAAAGUAAAGGAUUACUAAAAGAACCUGUGUCAGGACUUGAGUUGGAACCUACCGACGAACUUCUCGCUGCUCAAGCAUUUUUCUUCUUUAUAGCGGGCGUUGAACCGACCGCUGCAGCAAUGUUUGCUACUUUAGUAGAAUUAGGGAGGCAUCCGGAGCACUUACAGCGGCUACAGGAAGAAAUAAAUGAGACAUUUGAAAAAUAUGAUGGAAAAUUGACAUAUGAAGCAGUUACUAGCAUGGAGUAUUUGGACAGGGUGAUAUGUGAAGGUAUUCGCUUACAUCCACCAGUUGGUUUCUUAACCAGGCAAUGUGUUAGAGACACCGUGUUACCAGUUGGAAACAUUAAAAUAGAUAAGGGAACCAAGAUUUUUACUCCAAUAUAUGAAGUGCACCAUGAUCCUAAAUAUCAUGUCGAUCCAGAAGAUUUCAAUCCAAAUAGAUUUUCACCAGAGAAUCGUGCGUUGAUAGCAGAUAUAGCUUACGUGCCCUUCGGUAAAGGAAACAGAGUGUGUAUUGGUAUGAGAUACGCGCAGCUACAAGCUAAAUCUGGAUUGGUACAUUUACUACGACAUUUUUCUGUUAAAACACAUAUUUUUGAGGGCGGUAUUCAAUAUCAAAAAGAACAAGUACAAGUAAGGCUGAAAAAUGUGCGUGUCGAAUUAGUGUUAAGAGAUAAAGAAAAC
Messenger RNA from Brenthis ino (lesser marbled fritillary), 1497 nucleotides. NCBI's taxonomy places the organism in Eukaryota, Metazoa, Arthropoda, Insecta, Lepidoptera, Nymphalidae. The record is from the annotation of a GenBank genome assembly.